Molecule: messenger RNA, 699 nt
Organism: Cooperia oncophora
Lineage: Eukaryota; Metazoa; Nematoda; Chromadorea; Rhabditida; Trichostrongylidae
Source: the annotation of a GenBank genome assembly
AUGAUAGCCACACAGAUGUACGGUAAGCCGGUGAGUGAACUGAGCGAGACAGAGAAGCAGACGGUCUCGACACUGGCAACGGUUGCUGCCGGCCUGGCCGGUGGUCUGGUGGGAGACUCGGGGGCUUCAGCGGUAGCCGGCGCACAGUCAGGUAAGACAACUGUUGAGAAUAACUUUUUGACCGCGGAUCAGAUCGAUAGCUUUGCGGCAAAAGCAAAAGGGUGUGAAGUACGUGGCGACUGCAAACAGAUUGUAAAGGAGAUGGAGGAGCUCAGCCUUAAGCAACAGCAGGAAAUGAUAGCUGUCUGCGCAACAAACCCUGCGGCCUGCAAAGAGAAAUUCGGCGAUAUACCAGCUAAAGGAAUGCUUGUACGAGAAGCGAUAGAUCGUGUGUUAGGUGCAGAUGUACCGUCUGCAAUGAAGAAUGAUAUGUCUUCGUUGUUAGCUCAGCAGAUCGAAGCGGAAGGUGUUGUUACCAGUACUGAAUUUGCCUGUCAGCUACAAAAUCGUUACGGUAUAGACAAGCAACAGGCUGAAAUCCUUGCCGUCGCAGCAUUGGGAGCAGUGACAGGUAAGAAAGGGGCCUGGAAUCAAGCAAUGAAUAAGCCGGAACCGAAUACCGUUUAUAAGGUCGAUGGAAAUAAAACAUACCAGACUGAUGCAUUGGGAAAAGAACUAGUUCAGUUGAGGGUAUACUAG